AUGGCAGAGAUCUUAAAUCUUCUAUUAGUACCCAUCCGCCAAAACCUCAUUAACUCAAGGGACGAAGAGAAAAGGAGCGUUCUCUCAUAUGCAGCGUCCAUAGGAUAUGAUGAAGGAGUAGAACGUCUAUUACAGGAGUUUAGUAAUAUUGCUUAUGUUAAGGAUCCUGAUGGCUUCUUCCCCAUCCAUUCGGCUUGCAGAAGAGGUCAUAUGGGCGCUCUGCAGGCUAUCCUGCAAUCCUGCCCUGACACGAUAGAGCUACUUAACCUACAAGGCCAAAAUGUCCUUCACGUUGCAGCUGAAUGUGGGAAAAACGAAGUUGUCAAAUACAUUCUCGGAAACGAAAAGUAUGCAAACCUCAUAAAUCAGAAGGAUCAUAAAGGAAACACUCCACUACACUUGGCUACAAUGUUUUGGUAUCCAAUGAUUGUGCAUAUACUUACACAGGAUGAAAGGGUUAACCUGGGUGAACAGAACAAAUUGGGCUUUACAGCUCUUGAUGCAGCUGAGGAAUGGAUGGAUUUGAACCCCACUUUCCGUGAGCGACUGACAUGGAUGGCUUUAGUUUGUGUUGGUACCCCAAGAGCCCUAAAGUUAAUGCCGUAUGAUUCAUUUUUGGCACCUGGGCCUCAGGAAGGAAUCAUCCAGUCCAAUGAGAUGCCAUCUGCCAAAAAGUACAAGGAUAGAGUUAACACCCUGCUGUUGCUGGCUAUACUCGUUGCCACUGUUGCAUUUUCUGCAGCUUUCAGUGUGACAAAAGUACCUGAAGGAGAAACACACUGGUAUAAAGUCUUUGUGGUCUCAAACACAAUAGCAAUGUACAGUUCAGUUCUCACAACUGUUGCUCUCAUAUGGGCACAGCUUGGUGAUCUGGUGUUGAUCCUCAAUGUCUUCAAGUUCGUGUUGCCGCUUCUUGGCAUAGCUCUUAUUUCCAUGUCUUUUGCUUUUCUAGCUGGUAUGCUUGUAGUGGUGGGAAACCAGUUGUGGCUUUCUGUCUUGCUUCUUGCUUCAGGCGGCGUCUUCUUGGGCAUGCUUUUUCUGCUGGUUGUUCCUUUUGUCUGCCCUUAUACUUCAAGACCAUCCUUUUUCAGGUAUGUCUUGCGUUACCCUUUUUACCUUCUUCUUAUGCUCAUUGUGUGGGAUGACACCGAUGAUGACUUGGAAUGA
This is a messenger RNA of Brassica napus (rape), 1167 nucleotides long. Its product is annotated as protein ACCELERATED CELL DEATH 6-like. Gene Ontology annotation, cellular component: plasma membrane. The transcript is spliced from 2 exons. The record is from RefSeq and is a predicted model, not a curated record. The coding region runs from base 1 to 1167 and encodes 388 amino acids. Gene Ontology annotation, molecular function: protein phosphatase regulator activity; protein phosphatase 1 binding. NCBI's taxonomy places the organism in Eukaryota, Viridiplantae, Streptophyta, Magnoliopsida, Brassicales, Brassicaceae.